GACUCAUCAGUGAUAAUGAGCUGCAAUUAUACAUACCCUACUGGAUAUCAGAUCAAGAAAGUGUUCUGGACAAAAACAAAAGAUAAAAAGGGAAAAGAAGAUCCUCCAGAUCUCUCUGAGGACCCUGAAUACAGUCAGAGGCUUCAGUAUCUGGGAGAUAAACAGCAGAACUGCACCAUCAGACUGAGUCAUGUGACACUGAAGGAUUCACACAUGUACUAUUUCAGAUUCAUCACUGAUAAAGGAAAAUGGAUUGGUUAUCCCGGAGUGACUCUUGCUGUCACAGAUCUUCAGGUGGAGUCUCCUGAGAGAGUGACAGAGGGAGAUUCAGUCCGUCUGACAUGUAAAAGCAGCUGCACUCUGACUGACAGAGCAACAUUCAUCUGGUACAGAAACUCACAGCCAUUAACUGAGAGAAGAGACAGAAACAAUGAACUCCUGCUGCAGUCAGUCAGAAGAGAGGAUGCAGGCAGAUAUAGCUGUGCUGUACACGGACACAAUCACAUCUCUCCUGCUGUUCAGAUCAAUGUCAUGUACCCUCCCAGGAACGUCUCCAUCAUUCAGUCUGUUCAUCAUGGUGCUGGUAGGAAUGUGAUUGUGAUCGCAUUGACAUCUGGAGGAUUAUUCUUCAUCAUCAUCAUCAUCAUCAUCAUCAUCAUCCUCUUUAUAAUAUCAGUGAUUCUCAAACUGUAUGUGCAGGUGGUGUGA
This is a messenger RNA of Megalobrama amblycephala (Wuchang bream), 708 nucleotides long. RefSeq names its product B-cell receptor CD22-like. The transcript has 5 exons. Lineage: Eukaryota; Metazoa; Chordata; Actinopteri; Cypriniformes; Xenocyprididae. The record is from RefSeq and is a predicted model, not a curated record. The coding region runs from base 16 to 708 and encodes 230 amino acids.